Molecule: messenger RNA, 833 nt
Organism: Medicago truncatula (barrel medic)
Lineage: Eukaryota; Viridiplantae; Streptophyta; Magnoliopsida; Fabales; Fabaceae
Product: mitochondrial import inner membrane translocase subunit PAM16 like 2
Exons: 4
Coding region: 208-555 (115 amino acids)
Biological process (GO): protein import into mitochondrial matrix
Cellular component (GO): TIM23 mitochondrial import inner membrane translocase complex
Source: RefSeq, a predicted model, not a curated record
CAUCAUUCGUGUGGACAAAGAAAACAAAACAAACAAACUCCCCAAAUUGAAACCCUAAACCCCGUCCGCCUUUCUCGCCGUCAUUUCCAUCCCAUCCCAUCCCAUCCCCCGUCCCUAAAAUCCCAAUUCUUCAUCAGAUAACCCUAAAAUCCUUCAAUCUCAGAGAACAAAAAUUCAUAAAGGGUUCAUUUUGUUCAUUCUUAAGCUAUGGCUGCAAAGAUUCUCGCAAACUUGAUUGUGAUGGGUGGGGGAAUCUUAGCAAGAGCAGUUGUCCAGGCAUAUCGUCAAGCCCUUACCAAUGCCUCAAAAAAUGGCGUUGCACAAGAAACAAUACAAAAUACUAUCCGCAAAGCUAAGAUUACAGAGCAAGAAGCUCGGCAGAUUCUUGGUGUUACUGAAGAAAUGUCCUGGGAGGAAAUUACGAAGAAAUACGAGAAAAUGUUUGAGAAUAAUGCCAAGAGUGGGAGUUUUUACCUCCAGUCAAAAAUUUAUCGGGCGAAGGAAUGUCUGGAGCAGACACUCAAAAAAGGCGAGGGUGAUGGAAACCCUAGUUGAGGACUCGGUUUUUCUCCAUCAAUUUUGCGCCAUCUUAUGUGGUCAUUUUGGCCACCAUGUUGUGUACGAAUUUAUGCAAUCAUAAACUAAAUUCAUUCUACUAUAAAAAUUAUUUGUAAAUGUGUAGUUGGGAAAUUGGGAAUUUACUGCAAAUAAUGAAAGCUAUCUGAAGAACCGCGGCGAUUUCAAUGCUUUUAAUUUAACAUAAAAUGUUGAUCAAAAUGAUAUCAGUAACCAAGAAUAUCAAUAGUAAGAAAACAUCUACCUGUUUUUCACUA